Messenger RNA from Mesorhabditis spiculigera, 498 nucleotides. The record is from the annotation of a GenBank genome assembly. Lineage: Eukaryota; Metazoa; Nematoda; Chromadorea; Rhabditida; Rhabditidae.
AUGCUCGCCUACAUCGCCGGAUUCGCCUUUGUCGUCCUCACCUCUGCCGGAUCAGCUCAAUUUGGAUGCGCGACCGGAUCGUCUACUGGACCUUGUGAUAUGGGACCUUGUAUUGGCGAGCAAAUUUGCGUCACCCUGUCCGAUGGUUCGCUCGGAUGCUGCCCGGGCGACAAUCUGACCUUCAGCUGCCCGACUGUCGCUACUUCCGCUACUGCGUCAAUCUGCGUCGAUCUGCUCAACCCGGUCACCGGAGUCUCGGACUGUCCGUCUCGCUCCUCGCUUUGCACCGAUGCCACCUACUUGAGCGUCAUGCAAGUGCAGUGCAGGAAGACGUGCGGAUUCUGCGGCAGCUCCGGAAGUGUAACGGUCUCCAGCUGCAUCGACCAGGUCAACUUGGCCACCAGCACCUCCGACUGCCCGGCCCGUGUAUCCCUCUGUAACGACUCCGCCUACUCUUCCCUGAUGCGCACGCAAUGCCCCAAGACUUGCGGAUUCUGC